UCGCGCAACAGCUGACGGAUCAUCGAUCAUAAAAGCUCACAGUGAUCUACACCGGAGGAGCUGAUGCCCGCAUCACAUCAAACGGACCAAUGAGACAGCUGACAGCUCAUUAGUUUGUCUCUAAUAAGGACAUGUAUGAGAUGAGAUCAGAAUCAAUUCGCUCGUGAGUGCUCCAAACGGACAUAAUAAGAGCUCACACCUCUAUUUCCAGCUUUUGGGAGAAUACUGUAAGACACGAAAUUCAAGGAGCAAAGGAAACAUAUGAAGUUAUGGAUUGUAGAUGGACUAUGGCAAUGUAAAAAAAAAAAAAAAACUUUUUUGAGAAUUUUGAUUUAAACGUGUUUUAACUCCAUAAUCUGCUUCUGAUUGAAUUCCCAGGUUACCUGUAUACGGUUCUGUAAUUUAUUUUACAUUUUUAAAUUUAAUUCAUUAUUAUAUAUAUUUUUUGCUGAUCAUCACAAUGUUCCAGCACAAUAAGAAGUGCUUCACCAUCGAAUCUCUUGUGGGAAAAGACUCGAAUUCCUCCAGUGUUGCUCUGGAUGAGCCCAUCAGACCCACAGCUCUGAGAUUUACUGAAUCCAUGCAUCCAUCUCCCUUUGGGAGCUGCUUUCAGAACUCAGGCAGGACACUGUACAGCAGCAGCCCAGAGAUGAUGUUCACAGAUCCGGCUACUCAUUCCACCAACACUGGCCUGUCUCUGCGUCACAUUCAGAUCCCAACUCAGCCCUUCUUCAGUCCGCAUCAGAGGGACACCUUGAACUUCUACCCAUGGGUGCUGCGGAACAGAUAUCUGGGACACCGAUUCCAAGGUGAAGACAGUAGCCCAGAAAACCUACUGCUACACGGGCCUUUCUCCCGCAAGCCCAAGCGCAUCCGCACUGCCUUCUCCCCAUCGCAGCUGCUACGGCUGGAACGUGCCUUUGAGAAGAACCAUUACGUGGUGGGAGCCGAGCGGAAGCAGCUAGCCAACGGCCUGUGCUUGACAGAGACACAGGUGAAGGUCUGGUUCCAGAACAGAAGGACUAAGCACAAGAGACAGAAGCUGGAGGAAGAGUCACCGGAGUCCCAGCAGAAGAGGAAAGGUAGCCAGCAUGUAAGCCGCUGGAGGGUAGCCACUCAGCAGGGCAGCCCUGAAGACAUUGACGUAAUUUCAGAUGACUGAUAUCAUACGGCUGUGUUAUCUUGGGUAAUAAACCGUCAGUCAUGUUGACGGAUCUCUGCCACUCACAACAAAAAAGAAAUGCAUUUUUCAGACAUUGCCACUAAUUGAAGUGGCUUGUAAACUACGGAACUGAGUCACAGCUAUGUAGUUGGCUAAAUCUGAUUUUGAUCAUACACAAUAGAACAAAGGACGACGACAGCUGAACUGUAAGAAUACUGUAUGCAAUACACAUGGACCUCUUCGUUUUGGAUCACGUUCCAUCUCAGAGCAAUGAAGACUUUUUUUGUACCUUCUUUUUUUAUGUUUUCACUCCUCUCAUGCUCCUUUGUUAGCAGUCAGAACAUUUAUAUCAUAAUGUAGGAUGUUGAAUGACAAAGAUAAUAAGUAAAAACAACACUUCAACAGAUUGAUAAAUGUUUUGUAAUGUUAAAUUGUUCACAGUCAAACAACAAUCCAGUGCAUAAAUGAAUCACCCAUAGUUGUACCUCCUUAAAAGAUGUUGUGAUACAUUUUAACUGGAUGUCUGCAUUUCACUGAAUCGUACCAACCAAUCAAACAGCAGAUUCUUGAAAAUACAAGUGGUGAAAUAACUCCUCACCGUCAGAUAUGUUUGAUAGUCUUUCUUAAAUACCGCUAGUGCAGUUUCAUUUGAAAUGGUUCUAUUUAUUCAGAAUAACCAUACUUUUCUAUGCAUUUGAGCUCCAACCCAUAUAUUGUUAUUUUGUGUUUUACAUUUGGGUUAAAGCUUACUGAAGACUUGUAUUGUGUGAAAUGUAUUUUCUUUGAUUUUUCUUUUUUAGGACCACAAUGGCUCUUGAACUGGUCUCAAAUAUAAGUGAACUAGAGAAGCUUAGAAAUGUUUGAAUUUCUUUCUACACUCAUACAAUUAAAAAGGAGGAAAAAAAUACAGUUAAACCUCCAAGACCCAGAAUGGUUUGUAGCACUUCAUAGCAGAUUGUUUCUUUUUGGGUUUUCUUUAAGGUGAUAAGCACUGUAUUAAUGUCAUCUGUUUGUCUUCACUGUUCAAAGUUUUUUGUUGUGUGUUUAAC
Messenger RNA from Xyrauchen texanus (razorback sucker), 2211 nucleotides. Its product is annotated as homeobox protein EMX1-like. Lineage: Eukaryota; Metazoa; Chordata; Actinopteri; Cypriniformes; Catostomidae. Gene Ontology annotation, biological process: neuron differentiation; brain development; regulation of DNA-templated transcription. Bases 461 to 1162 code for a protein of 233 amino acids. Gene Ontology annotation, molecular function: DNA-binding transcription factor activity, RNA polymerase II-specific; DNA binding. The record is from RefSeq and is a predicted model, not a curated record. The transcript is spliced from 3 exons.